Molecule: messenger RNA, 396 nt
Organism: Syzygium oleosum
Lineage: Eukaryota; Viridiplantae; Streptophyta; Magnoliopsida; Myrtales; Myrtaceae
Exons: 1
Coding region: 1-396 (131 amino acids)
Molecular function (GO): nucleic acid binding; zinc ion binding
Source: RefSeq, a predicted model, not a curated record
AUGACUGUAGAUCAGUACGAGGCGGAAUUCGCUAGAUUAUCUAAGUUUGUGCCGAGGAUGGUGGAACAUCCCGUGGACAAGGCGCGAAGGUUCUGGGAAGGAUUGAAGGCUGACAUUCGCACCCAGUUAAUAUCAGCGAAUUUGAGGACCUAUGAAGACAUUUAUGAUAGAGCUCAGGCUCUGGAGCGGGACCAGGUAGACAGGGCAGCCGCAUCUGGAUCGCGGUUUGCUCAGAAUAGAGAUAACCGCCGCUUUGGAAAGAAGCAGAUGACAGGGAAUCGACGCUUUGUGCCGCCAAUCAAAAGGAACAUUGGGAAGUCUAACCAGCAACCGAACCGAUUUGGGGCUUGCUUUAAGUGCGGGAGUUUAGAGCAUCAGAUUCGGAACUGUCCCUAG